Messenger RNA from Epithele typhae, 1461 nucleotides. Its product is annotated as serine carboxypeptidase. The transcript is spliced from 13 exons. Gene Ontology annotation, molecular function: serine-type carboxypeptidase activity. NCBI's taxonomy places the organism in Eukaryota, Fungi, Basidiomycota, Agaricomycetes, Polyporales, Epitheliaceae. Gene Ontology annotation, cellular component: fungal-type vacuole. The coding region runs from base 1 to 1461 and encodes 486 amino acids. The record is from RefSeq and is a predicted model, not a curated record. Gene Ontology annotation, biological process: proteolysis.
AUGCGCUUCGCCUCUUCAGCCCUGCUUGCGGUCGUGAGCGCGGGAGUCGCGCUUGGGGCUCAACAUCCGUUCACCGCGUACGAUGAAGGACUCUUCACUCCCCUGGGCGACCUUGGCCUGCUCUCGACGUCGGAGUUCACGACGCUAGCGCACCCCGCAUUCCCGAACCACAACGUGCGGGUCAAGCAGUCGCAGUUCUGUGACGGCGGCGUGAACGCGUACACGGGAUACAUCGACGUCGAGGCGCGGCACCUUUUCUUCUACUUUUUCGAGAGCCGCCGCGACCCGGAGACGGACGAUGUGAUGUUCUGGACGAACGGUGGCCCCGGCGCGUCGUCGACGAUGGGACUCUUUAUGGAGCUCGGACCGUGCCGGGUCACGAGCUCGAACAGCACCAAGAUGAACCCGUAUUCGUGGAACGAGCACGCCAACGUGUUCUUUGUCGACCAACCCGUUGGUGUAGGCUACUCUUAUGCUGAAUAUGGGGAGUCAGUCGGUACGACGAAAGACGCAGCCGCCGACAUUGCUGCAUUCAUGGUCAUCUUCUUCGAACACUUCGCCAAAUUCAAGGGCAGGGCUUUACACCUCGCAGGCGAAUCCUAUGGAGGUCGCUACAUACCGGUCUUUGCCUCCGCGAUUUAUGAUAAGAACAAAGAGCUUGUGGAGGCUGGGUUGACUCCUGUCAACCUCUCCUCGAUAAUGAUCGGCAACGGUUGCACUGAUUUUGGCACCAUGUUCCCGUCUUAUUACGACGCGCAGUGUCAAGACCCGACAUUUCCGAUGAUACACGACAUCUCGACCUGUGUGCGCAUGAAGGAGAUGGUGCCUCGUUGCCAAAAACGCUUCAAGGAAUCAUGUGAAGACAAAAUGGAUGCAAUUGACUGUGCUGCGGCGAGCUCGUUCUGCAGCGACGCGUUCAACGGGCCCUUCGGGGAUAAGAACCACUACGACCGUGCCCGUCCCUGCAAAGGCGCGGCAAGCAUCACCGAGUGCUACCCCAUCGUCCAGCACACUGUCGAAUUCCUGAGCAGCGAGGCCACCCAAGACCUGCUCGGGGUUGACCCAGCCGUGCGCGGGAACUUCACGCACUCCUCCAGGACCGUCAGCCAGGCGUUCCGCGACAACCUCGAUCACUGGGCCUUCCCCGCCCAGCACUACAUCUCUGCGCUCCUCGAACGUGGCGUGCGCACGCUCAUCUACGUCGGCGCGACGGAUUACAUCUGCAACUGGAUCGGCAACGAGCGCAUGACGCUCGCGCUCGAGUGGAGCGGUCAAGAGGAGUUCCGGAGCAAGCCGCUGUCGGUAUGGGGUUGGGACGUUGGGGAGGUCUCUGGGCUCACGCGCAGCGGCGGUGGCCUCACGUACGCGACGAUCGCCGGUGCGGGGCAUAUGGCGCCAUACGACAAACCACGGGAGUCCCUUGUGAUGGCGAACCGUUGGCUGGCUGCAGAGAGCCUGUAG